AUAAAUUUAAAACCUAUAUUUGAUUGCAGAUAAAAAUGAAAAAUUGAGACGAUUUGAAUUUAGAGAUGAAUUUAACAACGGAAGAAUCAGGGGACCGGAGGUUUUAUGAACUUCCGGUUCAGAGCAGCCGCGUGCAGGUUGUCGAGCUGAAGAAAAAACAAGAACUAGCUGAAUAUAUAAAUUCAAAUAUCAUAGGAAAGGAUGCAACUUUCAUCAGUCCCUUCGGAAGAAGAAAGAUCGUAGAAUGCGAUUACACAGCUUCAGGGAAAAGUUUGACUUUUAUUGAAGAUUACCUAAAAGAGGAGGUGCUCCCUCUGUAUGGUAAUACCCACACCACCACCACAGUAUCAUCCCUCCAAACUACACUUUUUAGACAUGAGGCGAGGGAUAUUAUUAGGAACGCUGUGCACGCCGGAGAAACAGAUGCUGUGAUAUUUGAAGGCUCUGGUUGCACCGGAGCUGUUCAUAAACUAGUUAAUGCCAUUCGGGACUUUCGGGAAACUGUUGUGUUUGUUGGACCUCAUGAACAUCAUUCUAAUAUUUUGCCGUGGAAAGAAGCUGGAGCAGAAACUGUUAUUAUACACAGUAAUGAGUAUGGGUGUGUGGAUUUGCUGGAUCUGGAAGAGAAACUGAAGAUGCACAAUGAGUUUAAUCUGAUAGGAUGUUUCAGUAUCUGCUCGAAUGUUUCAGGGGUUCUUGAAGAUGAUUUGUCUAUUACUGCUCUUCUUCACAAAUAUGGAGCCUUGGCAUUUUGGGAUUAUGCUUCUGCUGCUCCCUAUGUUCAUAUUGACAUGAAUCCUCAAGUACCAGAGGACGUGAACGGUCUGUGUUACAAGGAUGCAAUUUACUUCUCCAUGCAUAAAUUUAUUGGAGGAGUUCAAACCCCUGGCGUUCUUGUAGCGAAGAAGCAUGUGUUCAGGAACCCUGUUCCUAGUAUACCAGGAGGAGGAACAGUCUUUUUUGUAUCUGAGGAACAUGCUCGCUAUUUACAGGAUAUAGAAGUAAGAGAGGAGGGAGGAACCCCGUAUAUUGUUGAGAGUAUCAGAGCAGGACUUGUCAUGAAGCUAAAGGAGUCGGUAGGAUCUAGUUUUAUCAUGGAGCAGGAGCAUCAGCUCCGGAGAAGGGCUCUACAGACAUGGAGUUCAAUUCCUAAUCUGGCCAUCCUUGGUCCUAACCCCACUAACCAGGUUCCGAUCUUCUCCUUCCUUAUCAAGCAUCCAGAGUCAGGUCUCUUUCUUCAUUACAACUUUGUGGUUGCGCUACUGAAUGAUCUGUUUGGGAUUCAAGCACGUGGCGGGUGCGCAUGUGCCGGACCUUACAUGCAGAGUCUACUGGGUCUAGACAAGAAGCAGACGCGGCAAUAUGAAAAUAUUCUUCUAGAAGACUCAAGAUUGGAUCGCGUUGGGCUUCGUCGAGGUCACAUGGAGCAUUCCCAGUGGGAGAUUCUUCGACCUGGAGCUACUCGUCUCAACCUCUCCUGGUUCUCUAGUCAACUGGAGAAUCAGUUUGUUAUUGACGCUGUCAAGUUAGUUGCAGAGGAGGGCUGGAAACUUCUACCCUUGUAUAGAUUUAACAAUGAAACAGGUGAUUGGUAUCAUUCUGGAAAUACCAAGUUUAAAGAUCGAAGAUGGUUGGGACACAUCACCUUUAAGAACGGUAGGAUGGAACAGAUCGGAGUAAACCUUCCUCAGAAAAGUGAUCCUCCAACUUCACUAAUGGAUUGUAUUCACAAAGCUAAGGAGAUUCUAGACUCUAGUCCCCAUCUAGCAUCACGAGAAGUAGUUCCAGAUCAAACUAAAGUUUUUCCUGCAGAAGUUAAUUCCCUCAGAUGGUUUGUAACCCCAUUUGAAGCCAAGUGUGCCCUUUUAACACCCUUGGAACUGGUUCCCACCUCCUGCCCUUUCACUCCUAUCAGGUUCCUGCAGGCUGAUGGAACCACGGGGUUUGGUUCCCAUCAAGGAACUCUGGUUCUUCAGAGUAAAGAUCUGGAGAGAAUUUUAUCUAACAGUUCAAACAAAUUUAAACCCUGGACGCUUGAAGCCCGGAAACCUGUUAAAUCUAAACAAAAUGGCGGCACAAACCACGUAGAAUAUUCUGACUUGAACAGCUGCUUGUUACCAAAUGACACAAUCUCGGCAGAAAUCACCCAGGAGGAGAGAAUAGAGGUUGGUGAGGAUGCUCUGAAGAAGGAGUUAGAGAACUCCGGAAUAUCUGUGACAACCUGCAAUGAUGGUACAUGUAUUCUGCCAGGGGGGAAAAGAGACACAGAGAUUCCAAAACUUAAACCAAAGACUGCAUGCUGGAAGCCUCCUUCUAAGGAUAUUUUCAAACCUUUUCUGGAAGCUGUGACAGAGUUUGAUAUGAUCAAGGACGGAGACAAGGUCCUGGUCGGAGUAUCAGGGGGCAAGGAUUCUUUAUCUCUUCUUCACACUCUCAGGCAGUAUAUUUUCUACGCCGGGAAGAAUGGUAUUAACUUCAGUAUUGGAGCUGUAACUGUUGAUCCAAUGAGCAGCGGAUACGAUCCUAGACCUCUAAUACCAUAUAUGGAGCAGCUAGGUAUUGAAUAUCUGUUUGAGGAACAAGAUAUAAUGACACAAGCUCUGGAGGUUGAAGCUUCGUCAAUUUGUGCUUUCUGUUCAAGAAUGAAGAGAGGAAGACUCUAUGCUGCGGCAAGACGGGCUGGGUACAAUGUACUUGCUUUAGGCCAACAUCUAGAUGAUUUGUCUGAAAGUUUUUUCAUGUCCUUAUUCCAUAAUGGUAGACUGCGAACUAUGAAGGCUAACUAUACUAACUCAGAAGGAGAUCUAAGAAUAAUCCGACCGUUUGUGUAUGUACGGGAAAAUCUAUUGCGGCAUUUUGCGGAAUCGGAAAAGCUCCCGAUAAUCGCUGAAAACUGUCCUGCCUGCUUUGAAGCUCCGAAAGAGCGGCAGCGUAUAAAACAGCUUCUAGCUCAACAAGAGCUUCUUUUUCCCAGAUUGUAUUGGAACUUAAAAACGGCUUUAUAUCCUGUGAUGCGCAUCCACAAGACCGGACUAGAAUCCGCCAUUUUUGGUAAAUCCGCGGAUAUCUCUGCCGCCAUUGACGAAGACGACAUUGAAUGAACUUUUAAUUCAUUGUAAUCUGCUGUCUUACAACUUAUAGAAAUCAAUUUUUUAUAUUUUAUUUUUUAGAAUAAAUUGGUAAAUUCA
Messenger RNA from Eurytemora carolleeae, 3188 nucleotides. RefSeq lists its product as uncharacterized. The record is from RefSeq and is a predicted model, not a curated record. Bases 66 to 3101 code for a protein of 1011 amino acids. The transcript has 24 exons. NCBI's taxonomy places the organism in Eukaryota, Metazoa, Arthropoda, Copepoda, Calanoida, Temoridae.